Fusarium tjaetaba is the source of this 1221-nucleotide messenger RNA. RefSeq lists its product as uncharacterized. The transcript has 4 exons. The record is from RefSeq and is a predicted model, not a curated record. Lineage: Eukaryota; Fungi; Ascomycota; Sordariomycetes; Hypocreales; Nectriaceae. The coding region runs from base 1 to 1221 and encodes 406 amino acids.
AUGUUUGUUGCUGAUUACGUGCGGACCAAGCCCCAGUUUCAGCCCUCACAACUUUUUCUUCCCUUUCUCACAAUCUCCGAGGCGUGGAAGUUUGGUGACAAUACUCUGAGUGAUUUACCUAGUCACCAACCGAAAAUGUCGACAAUGUCGCUGAAGAUCGAAUCAGAUGCAGAAGCGCUGGUUCAGAGUAUCAACGACGGAACGGUGGACAUCCAUGGAAUUGGAAUUGAUGUCUGUGAAGACGUGCCCGUUCGUGAUAUCGCUACCACCAGCAUGUUCCAGCUCUGUGAAGCUAUUGCUACCGAUAUCUUCCACGCGGCGGGGAUUCAUAAGCAUGACGCUCCAGAAUCUUCCAAUUCCGUCACUACAAGGGUUCACAAUCAUGCCCAUCGCGUUGAAAGUCACGAAAUUACAGGCGGAUACAGGGAGGACUAUUUGCAUCCCAGCCAUGUUAUGAUCAGCAUGAUUGCAGCAAUUGCUUACAGAAAGCUACGUCCUCACACGAGAGAAUUCUUUCGCAAGAAUGAGGAUCUUGUCAAGGUGUUCGGCGAACUUAACGGAAUCCAGUGGCUACCGAUUGCUAUUCAGGUGUGGGCCAAAGUCAAGUCAUCCCCCUUCGCCAUUGAAUUAGACCAAAAUUGCCAGAAACCUGUCGCGAAGUUUCAAAAGGUCAAUGGCAAAUCGCUUUGGAUCGUCACCACUAAAAUGCCUGAUGUCAACAAAUACGAGGAGGUUUUUCGCGGAGUGUUCUGCCCGGAGGUCUCAGCAGCUGGCCCAGCAGAUCCAAAGCUAGAGCCCAGCGAGGCCCCUCUUCCAUCAAUUGAGCCUAACUACACACCGAAGGCGCUUAUCACUUUGACCGACGACGACGACGAGAUGGAGGGCAAUGCUAUGACACUUCGCGACUAUACCCGACACAUGAAGAUACUCGGGAAAAGACUCGCGACUCCUGAUCGAGCCGUCGCUAGACGGGCGCGAAGAGAGAUCUUGAAGAAGCCAGGUGAGGUCCAAGAACAACAGGUCGAAGAGAUUGGUCCACCAAAGGAGUACUUUGACUCCUACACCCAUUUGAAGGAUGUUUGGAAGACUUGCCUUCAGAACGGCGUCUCGAUCCCCAACAGCCUUCGUAUUCUUGUGGAUCAUCACUGUACUCCCAGUCAAGUAUUUCAUUUGACGGAGCUAGAGAAGGAACAUCAGAUGGAAAUGGAGGUUGACGGUUAA